Molecule: messenger RNA, 1288 nt
Organism: Ceratitis capitata (Mediterranean fruit fly)
Lineage: Eukaryota; Metazoa; Arthropoda; Insecta; Diptera; Tephritidae
Gene: ppk21
Product: pickpocket protein 19
Exons: 6
Coding region: 88-1053 (321 amino acids)
Biological process (GO): sodium ion transmembrane transport
Cellular component (GO): membrane
Molecular function (GO): ligand-gated sodium channel activity
Source: RefSeq, a predicted model, not a curated record
UAUCCAGCAGCCAUACCACGCAAUCAAUUGCUCCUCUUCAAUGGUACUACGCCAAAGACACCGUUCAAGAAGCCGACACUGCGUCAGAUGUUUUUGCCUUAUUGCAAGGACUACUGUCAAAUUGCCUCUGUGCAUGGCUUUCGCUAUCUGACUGACCCGAAAAGUCAAUACUUUGAACGCAUCAUUUGGCUACUGCUGCUCAUAGGCACCACCUGCGGUUGCCUUUACGUUUAUAGUGAUUUGGCUGACUUGUAUUCCUCGCAGCGCGUACACACCAUUGUCGAAGACUCAUUGUCGCCCAUCUUCACCAAACCGUUCCCGGCAAUUGGCAUAUGCCCACGCAAUCGCAUCAAUUGGCCAAAACUCAUGGAAUCACACGAACGAUUCCUUUCGCCAAAUGCCAGCGAGGAGGCUGUGCAAACAUUUCAAAAUUUUUUUUCCAUUUUGAAUGAUUUUAGCUUUGGUCAAUUCUUCGGUUUACGUUGGAUAAACGAUUUGCAUUUGAAUCUGUCACUGUUGGAUGAUGUGGAGAUAAAGGACGUCAUGCAGCAUGUGAGCUUCACAUGUGAUGAGUUGUUCGUGCAGCCGUGUCGUUGGCGGCAAAUCGCCUACAAUUGUUGUGAUCUCUUUUCAAUGGAACGCACAGAAUAUGGAUAUUGUUUGGUAUUCAAUUCGUUACUCACCAAAGAGAAUCAAGAGAAACAGCGCAAUGAUCAUUUUUAUCCAUAUCACAACUCAAAAACGGCGGAAUUAACUGGUCUGGAUAUCGUUGUAAGACUUGAUGAAAGCAAGGUGGCACCAUAUCGCCGAAGCAGAAAUGGAGUUUAUGUUAUGGUCAAGCAGCCAGAACAAUGGCAUGGUAGAACACGCUUGAUAAACCCUAAUACAUAUACAAAAUUGCCAAUUGUAGCCCAGUUCACAUCCACUGACGAGAGGACUCGUGCUGUUCAGCCAGAAGAGCGCAGAUGUCUCUUUGAAUUUCAAUAUCACAGACGGCAUGCAGUAUGUGCACCUGGACGUACACUACACCUCUUCGUACAUGAUGCGCUAUAGCACUCAACUACGCUACAGUUUUGUUGAGCUGCUGGCUAACUUUGGCGGCGUCAUCGGUCUCUUCUUGGGCGCUUCGUUGAUUAGUGGCGUUGAGCUGCUCUAUUAUUUCACCAUUGGACUUUAUAUUUAUUUGCGUGAAAAAGGGUUUAUUUCAAAUGUUUUCGAUUCCUCUUAUCGAAGCACAGCGAAAGUUGUGAGUUUAAAUCAUAGAAAUUUGCCGAGGAGACGUAAACGA